Messenger RNA from Momordica charantia (bitter melon), 4860 nucleotides. RefSeq names its product putative phospholipid-transporting ATPase 9. Lineage: Eukaryota; Viridiplantae; Streptophyta; Magnoliopsida; Cucurbitales; Cucurbitaceae. The record is from RefSeq and is a predicted model, not a curated record. Gene Ontology annotation, cellular component: plasma membrane. Gene Ontology annotation, molecular function: ATP binding; ATP hydrolysis activity; magnesium ion binding. Gene Ontology annotation, biological process: phospholipid translocation.
UCCGCCAUUUUCAUCGUCAUCAAUCUUCUUCUACUUCCUAGUAAAUUUAUUCGCUCCCUCGCUCGCUAGAUCCUCUCUCCCUCUCUUCCUUCUCUCUCGCCUUCCAUAACUCUUUAACUGUCAUUUAAAACUGUUUCUUUCAGCCUCCAUCUCUGACACGAUUCACCUCGCAAUUCGCUUGUUUUCUUAAAAAAAAAAUGAAAAAUGAAAAAACUUUUCUUUUGUGUUAUGCUUCUGCCAGGAAAUUUCCAACUGGUUACGCAUUUAUUUACUGCCUCAUAGUUCAUACCCUCUGAGAACCCUUUUUUUCCUUUUCUUUUCUCGUUUAUGGGAAGUUUAUUAAUUAUCUUGAAGAUGCUUGUUUAGUCCAUUCUGAAUUCUUGUUGUCUGUGGGAAAAAGCUUGACAGAACAGAACAGAACAGAGCAGAGCAGAGAAGAACAACCCAGAUUACCGACUUACCUUUUUGAGCUGCGAUCAAAACUUAUUGACUUGGAGAGGAAGAAAGGGCUUGGUCAACGUUUUUCAGAAAGCCUUCCUCUUGAGUUGUUGACUUUGGUUUUGCCGUUGACAUCAGAUUCCAGCUUAGCAGAAGCCGACGCAAAUCUGGUGGAGUUUCCGAUAUGCCCAUUGUGGGUUCGGGGUUAAGAUUUCUUUAGCCUUUUAAAAAUCUACUUUGCUGUAGUUUUAUUGAAGUAGUUGAGUUGGUAAAAACCCAUCUCCAAUUUGCCGUCUUGAAGUUGUUGGUCAAAUCUGAGGGCUUCGAAUUUCUCUCUUCCCCAAAUGAAGGGGGGAAGUUGUGAACAGUGUUAAACUUCUUUGUUUCCUAGAAUCUGCCCUUUAUGUCCUUAGUGGUGGCCUCGCCGUCUGUUCUUACAUCAUCAUUUGAGGGUUUCAGAUUUAAGGUUUCCUUAUUCCCAGAAGGCUCUGAAUCAGAAGUUGUAGUUGGAUUGAAAUGGCUGGCGGUAGAAGAAGGAGGAGGCAGCAGUUCAAAAGAAUCCAUGCCUUUCCUUGUGGUAGAGCUUCAUUCAAAGAUGAGCACUCUUUAAUUGGAGGCCCAGGCUUCUCAAGGGUAGUUUACUGUAAUGAUCCAGAUAGCUUUGAGGCCAACCUUCUCAAUUAUGGAGGCAAUUAUGUCAAAACUUCAAAAUAUACCAUUGCUUCAUUCUUCCCCAAAUCAUUGUUUGAGCAAUUCAGAAGAGUUGCCAAUUUGUACUUCCUCCUUUGUGCUUUGCUUUCCUUCAGCCCUCUGUCGCCGUACUCGCCCGUCAGUAAUGUUCUUCCUCUUGUUGUGGUUAUUGGAGUCACCAUGGCCAAAGAGGCUCUUGAAGAUUGGCGGAGAACCAAACAGGAUAUGGAGAUGAAUAACAGGAAGGUGAAAGUACAUCUUCGAGAUGGUGAAUUUGUUGAGAGUAAAUGGAUGGAUUUGAAGGUUGGGGACGUAGUUAAAGUGGAGAAGGAUGAAUUCUUCCCUGCUGAUCUCAUUUUACUUUCAUCAAGUUAUGAGGAAGCAAUUUGCUAUGUUGAGACGAUGAAUCUCGAUGGGGAAACGAAUUUGAAACUGAAAAACGCGUUAGAAGCAAGCUCAAACUUCCAUGAAGAUUCGAGCUUCAGUAAUUUCAAGGCCAUAAUAAAAUGUGAAGACCCCAAUGCAAAUUUGUAUUCCUUUGUUGGCAGUAUGGAGCUUGAAGAGCAGCAACACCCCCUCAGCCCUCAACAGCUUCUACUUCGGGACUCGAAGCUGCGAAACACAGAUUUUAUAUACGGGGUGGUGAUCUUCACAGGCCAUGAUACAAAGGUCAUUCAGAACUCAACAGAUCCGCCUUCCAAGAGAAGCAAAAUUGAGAAGAGGAUGGAUAAGAUUGUGUUCUUCCUGUUUGCUCUCUUGGUUUUGAUAUCAAUUGCUGGGUCGAUUUUCUUUGGAGUUAUGACUAGCGACGAUAUAGAGAAUGGAAGAAUUAAGAGAUGGUACCUUAGGCCAGACAAUACUACAAUCUAUUACAACCCCAGAAAAGCUCCAGCUGCAGCGGUUUUGCAAUUUUUGACUGCUCUUAUGCUUUUUAGCUACUUGAUUCCCAUAUCAUUGUAUGUGUCCAUAGAAAUUGUCAAAGUUCUGCAGAGUGCUUUUAUCAACCAAGAUCUACAUAUGUACCACGAGGAAACUGAUAAGCCAGCUCAUGCCCGUACCUCGAAUUUGAAUGAAGAGCUUGGCCAAGUUGACACCAUACUUUCAGAUAAAACAGGAACAUUGACCUGCAAUUCGAUGGAGUUUAUCAAGUGUUCAGUGGCCGGGACUGCUUAUGGGCGAGGAAUUACGGAAGUAGAGAGAGCUCUUGCAAGGAGAAAGCAGUCAACUUUACCUGAAAAUUUAGAGGCCAACGAUGCGCGUCUUAGCAACGGAAAACCAGCCGUUAAGGGGUUCAAUUUUAAGGAUGAAAGAAUAAUGGAUGGUAAUUGGGUGAAGGAGCCUCACGCCAGUGUAAUCCAGAAGUUCUUGCAGCUACUGGCCAUCUGCCAUACUGCAUUGCCAGAAGUUGAUGAGGACACUGGAAGAAUUUCAUAUGAAGCUGAAUCACCAGAUGAAGCAGCUUUUGUGAUUGCAGCCAGAGAAUUUGGUUUUGAAUUCUACGAAAGGACUCAGACAAGCAUUUCAUUGCGGGAGUUCGACCCGAUCUCUGCCAAACAAGUUGAAAGAUCAUAUCAACUACUGGAUAUUUUGGAAUUUAAUAGCACAAGAAAGCGGAUGUCCGUGAUCAUAAGAAAUAUGGAGGGACAGCUACAACUACUUUGUAAGGGUGCUGACAGUGUUAUGUUUGAAAGACUUGCAAAGAAUGGAAGUGAGUUUGAAGAAAAGACAAAGGUGCAUGUUAAUGAGUACGCCGAUGCUGGUUUGAGAACUUUGGUGCUAGCAUAUCGAGAUCUCGAGGAGGAAGAAUUUAAUAAAUUUCAUCAGGAAUUCAUCAAAGCCAAAAACACAGUGAGCACAGAUCGUGAUGACAUAAUUGAUCGGUUGACAGAAAGCAUAGAGAAGGAUUUGAUUCUUCUUGGUGCUACAGCAGUUGAAGAUAAACUUCAAAAUGGGGUCCCUGAAUGCAUUGACAAACUUGCUCAGGCUGGAAUUAAAAUAUGGGUUCUGACUGGAGAUAAAAUGGAAACAGCCAUCAACAUUGGCUUUGCUUGCAGUUUACUUAGACAAGGAAUGAAGCAAAUAAUCAUCAGCUCAGAGACUCCAGAAGGAAAAGCUUUAGACAAAGUCGACGAUAUCAACAAAUCUGCAGCUAUCAAGGCAUUUAAGACAAGUGUGACUCAGCAAGUAACCGAUGCAAAAGCAUUACUUACGCCUUCGAGCGAAACCCGGGAAGCAUUGGCUUUGAUAAUUGAUGGAAAGUCCCUCGCCUAUGCUCUAGAGGAUGAUGUGAAGGACCUAUUUCUGGAGCUUGCCAUUGGUUGUGCUUCAGUUAUAUGCUGCAGAUCAUCUCCCAAACAGAAAGCAUUGGUUACCCAACUGGUUAAGGUUAAAACAGGCAGCACCACUCUAGCAGUUGGUGAUGGUGCAAAUGAUGUCGGAAUGCUCCAAGAAGCAGAUAUCGGGAUUGGUAUUAGCGGCGUUGAAGGGAUGCAGGCAGUAAUGUCAAGUGACAUUGCUAUAGCGCAGUUUCGAUAUUUGGAGCGGCUGCUUCUUGUCCAUGGGCAUUGGUGUUACAGGAGAAUCUCUUCCAUGAUAUGCUAUUUCUUCUACAAGAACAUUGUUUUCGGGUUCACUCUAUUCUUCUUUGGGAUGUACGCAUCAUUCUCCGGACAAUCUGUGUACAAUGACUGGUUCCUUUCGCUGUAUAAUGUCUUCUUUACUUCUCUCCCGGUGAUCGCAUUGGGAGUAUUCGAUCAGGACGUUUCAUCCCGGUUCUGUCUCAAGUUCCCACUUUUAUACCAAGAAGGUGUACAAAAUGUCUUGUUUAGCUGGUUUCGAGUUAUCGGCUGGGUGUUCAACGGGCUACUAAGUGCUGUCAUCAUCUUCUUCUUUUGUGUUGUGGCGAUGGAGCAUCAAGCGUUCCGUAACAGUGGAGAGGUCGUCGGGCUGGAAAUUCUUGGUGCCACCAUGUACACAUGUGUUGUUUGGGUUGUAAACUGUCAAAUGGCGUUAUCCAUCAGUUACUUCACAUAUAUUCAGCAUCUCUUCAUCUGGGGCAGCAUCAUUAUCUGGUACUUAUUCCUCAUGGCAUAUGGAGCUAUAGACCCAACCAUAUCAACCACUGCAUAUCAGGUCUUCAUCGAGGCCUGCGCCCCGGCCCCAUCAUUUUGGAUCCUCACACUGUUAGCUCUAGUAGCGUCCCUGCUCCCGUACUUCAUCUAUGCUUCGAUCCAAAUGCGGUUCUUUCCAAUGUAUCAUCAAAUGAUUCAGUGGAUAAAAUCUGAUGGCCAGUCGAACGAUCCAGAAUACUGUCAAGUAGUGAGACAGAGAUCGCUACGACACACGACCGUCGGUUACACAGCUCGGUUUGAAGCAUCGAAGCAUUUUGAAGAAAUCCUAGAAAGCAGCAUCCAUUAGUUUUUGCUGAUGAAAUUCUUUUUCCAUAGGAAGAUUUGAAAUUUGUUUCAAUAGGAGGUUUCUUCUCUGUGUGUAUAUAAAUAUAUAUAUUUGUACCACAAAUGUAUAUAAGAUUCUUCAGUUUUGCUGCUGCUUGUCAAAAAUGUCAAAAGUCAAACAAGGAGAAAGCACCAGUUUGAUGCUCUGGCAGCUGAAAUGACCAUAUCAACUCAUAUGGUCAAAAAUUUUCUUCCUCUCAUGAAUUCAUAGGAAAUACAUAAAUUGUUGUAUUCAUUUCAAAUAAUUAUUAAGUUCCCCACUUCACUUUCUGUAAAA